AUUAUUUUCAAAAACCAAAUCUUUUUAGAUACAAGUAAACACUGAAAAUUUCUGAGACUAGCUAGAAGAGAGAGCGUAGAGAUUGAUCGAGGAGUCCGUGUGUGGAGGACCAGCAAAUCGUUAGUCAUCGUCGAUUUCAAUCCACUCGCUUGUCUGGUUUAUACAGAUAAACUCACUUCACUCCUUUCCACUUUCUUGGAAUGGAGGAUGUCAGAGUUGCAGAAAAAAUGCCUCCUCCAGAAUCCACUUCAUCCAACCACCACGAUGAUCACGCCGGUAAGGAUGCUUCUACAAACCCAGAAAAGCAUGGCAGAGUUGAAAGUGACAGUCAUUUGUUAGAGAACGAGAAGUCUAAAGAAGAAGCUGCACAAAGUGCUUCUGAUGUCCCAUCUCUGGCACAAAAUCAACUACAUCCGGCAGAUAAUCCGGCUUCUACCUCAUUAACAGUAGAAAGUGGUAAAUUACCAGUUGCGGAACAUGCUUCAAAUAUCCCAUCCCUAGAGCAAAACGGGUCUCUUCCAACAGUCACCACUGCAUCAGACUCAACAGUUACGGUUACUCAGGAUACACUGAAGAAAGAGUCUGGUCCUAAAGAUGUUGACCAAUUAUUACAACAAAAUCAACAUUUUCCAACAGAUACUCCAGCCUCAACCUCAAGUAUUGCAGCUGAGAAAACAGAGACAAAUAUACUGAAUACUGUCACAGAUGCUUUUCCUCAGAAUAUUGACAUUGCAAUGCCAUCCACUGUGCGUUCUCUGCCCAGUAUAAAGACCUCCAGAACUGCAUUUACUAAAUCUGAAGCAACCUUUUCUCCCAAGAGUGCUAAGCUAGCUUAUGCGAACAAUGCAGUAUUAUCACCCAAUGUAAAGUAUGCUAGCUUGUCCGCGAGAAAAUCAGGAGGUUUUGAUUCUCCUAACAGUGCUAAGAGCAGAGGCAUUAUUGAUACAACGGCUCCUUUUGAAUCAGUUAAAGAAGCUGUUUCCAAAUUUGGGGGAAUUGUUGAUUGGAAAGCCCAUAGAAUUCAAACUGUGGAGAGACGCAAACUUGUGGAGCAAGAACUGGAGAAAGCACAGGAGGAGAUUCCGGAGUAUCAGAGACGAUCCGAGAUUGCUGAAAAUGAGAAAACAAAAGUAUUGAAGGAGCUGGACAGCACAAAGCGCCUUGUAGAAGAAUUGAAGCUUAACCUGGAGAGAGCACAAACAGAAGAGAGUCAGGCAAAACAAGACUCGGAACUUGCCAAACUAAGGGUGGAAGAGAUGGAGCAAGGUAUUGCUGACGAGGCCAGUGUGGCGGCCAAGGCACAGCUUGAGGUUGCCAAGGCAAGGCAUACAACUGCAGUGACAGAGCUAAAAUCUGUUAAAGAGGAGCUGGAAGCACUGCACAAGGAAUAUGCUUCUUUAGUGACUGAGAAAGAUAUGGCUAUCAAAAAAGCCGAAGAGGCCAUUUCUGCAUCUAAGGAAGUUGAGAAAACAGUUGAAGAUCUUACUAUUGAACUGAUUUCUACAAAAGAGGCAUUGGAGUCAGCACAUGCUGCCCAUUUGGAAGCAGAGGAACAGAGGAUUGGAGCAGUCAUGGCCAAGGAACAAGAUUCUCAUCAUUGGGAAAAGGAGAUUAAGCAGGCAGAAGAGGAGCUUCAGAGACUUAACCAGCAAAUUCUGUCAGCUAAGGAUCUUAAGUCCAAACUAGACACAGCCUCGGCCUUGCUUCUUGAUUUAAAAGCUGAAUUAGCCGCUUAUAUGGAAUCAAGAUUCAAGGACGAAAGUGAUGGAGGAAAAUUGAAUGAUGAGCAAGAAAAACCGGAGAGGAAAACUCAUACUGAUAUACAAGCAGCAGUUGCUUCAGCAAAGAAGGAGCUGGAGGAAGUGAAGCUCAACAUAGAGAAAGCAAUCGCUGAAGUAAAUUGCUUAAAGGUGGCUUCCUCGGCAUUGAAGUCUGAACUUGAAAGUGAGAAAUCAGCUCUUGCCACCAUUAGGCAAAGAGAAGGAAUGGCAUCAGUGGCUGUGGCAUCUCUUCAAGCUGAACUGGACAGGACUAGGUCAGAAAUAGCUCUAGUUCAGAUGAAGGAGAAAGAUGCCAGAGAGAAAAUGGUGGAGCUACCCAAAGAGUUGCAGCAAGCAGCAAAACAGGCUGACGAGGCAAAGGUACUUGCUGAAAUGGCUGGUGACGAUCUGCGUAAGGCAAAAGAAGAAGCAGAUCAAGCAAAGGCUGGAGCAAGUACUGUGCAGAGUAGAUUAUUAGCAGCACAAAAGGAAAUAGAGGCUGCAAGGGCUUCUGAAAGGUUGGCGUUAGCAGCAAUCAAAGCAUUGCAAGAGAGUGAGCAAGCCAGAUCCAACCCCGCUGAUGCUGAUUCACCCCCCGGAGUAACACUCAAUAUAGGGGAGUAUUAUGAGCUCAGCAAACGUGCCCAUGAGGCAGAGGAGCAGGCAAACACGAGAGUUUCUGCUGCAAGUUCCAAAAUUGAGGCGGCCAAGGAGUCUGAGCUGAGAUGCUUGGAGAAGUUGGAAGAAGUGAAUAGGGAAAUGGCUUCGAGAAAAGAAGCACUCAAGGUGGCAAUGGAGAAGGCUGAGAAAGCCAAGGAAGGGAAACUGGGUGUUGAACAGGAGUUGAGGAAGUGGAGAGCCGAACACGAGCAACGACGAAAGCUUGGUGAACCUGGUCAGGCAGCUGUAAACCACACUAAAAGCCCAAGGGCUAGUUUUGAGGGUAUGAAAGAUCCUAAAGGCUUUGACCAGGCACCUGUCUCUGCAGUACGUGAUCCCUAUGGUUCAAGCCCCAAGCCUGCAUCAGGAAAUGUCACUGAAAGUGAGGCAUCCCCCCAAGAAGUAAAGGGUGGAAAGAAGAAGAAGAAGUCAUUUUUCCCGCGGAUUUUUAUGUUUUUGGCCAGAAGAAAGCAUGCAAAAAAUACAGCCACUGCCCGCAUUGGACACUAGUGCAUAUCUUUCUUGUGAGUUUACAUCUUUUCUCAGGGCGAUUUCUCUCCGAGUUACUGUAAAUGCGGGAUUUGUUCUGACAGAUUUAUUUACUUCACUGUACAUGUCGACGUUGGUAUAUUAUUUUUUGUAUGAUAAGUUGAUUGGGUGAUAAUUUUGCUCAUUGCAAGGAUUGUAUGGCUGGUUAGGUUUUGGGGAAAUAAGGUCGUUAUUGGUGCUUAUCCGAGAAGAGUAGGCUUGAAAUGUAAAGUCAGCUCUUGUAAAAGUUUGUUUGCGUUUGUUGUAAUGAAUAUUAUUUUGGUCCUGA
Fragaria vesca subsp. vesca is the source of this 3237-nucleotide messenger RNA. RefSeq names its product protein WEAK CHLOROPLAST MOVEMENT UNDER BLUE LIGHT 1-like. The transcript has 4 exons. The record is from RefSeq and is a predicted model, not a curated record. Bases 201 to 2930 code for a protein of 909 amino acids. NCBI's taxonomy places the organism in Eukaryota, Viridiplantae, Streptophyta, Magnoliopsida, Rosales, Rosaceae.